Messenger RNA from Hypoxylon fragiforme, 3836 nucleotides. RefSeq lists its product as uncharacterized. NCBI's taxonomy places the organism in Eukaryota, Fungi, Ascomycota, Sordariomycetes, Xylariales, Hypoxylaceae. The transcript is spliced from 3 exons. The record is from RefSeq and is a predicted model, not a curated record. Gene Ontology annotation, cellular component: transcription factor TFIID complex. The coding region runs from base 148 to 3615 and encodes 1155 amino acids. Gene Ontology annotation, biological process: transcription by RNA polymerase II; RNA polymerase II preinitiation complex assembly. Gene Ontology annotation, molecular function: TBP-class protein binding; RNA polymerase II general transcription initiation factor binding; histone acetyltransferase activity.
CCCUGAUCGCGUUUCCUCUUCGUGUUAAAUGAAACGCAAUUACCUAUCAUGAAAUAAUCGAUUCCUAUUUUUAAGCUCGCGACUAUCUAUCGUUGACGCUGACAAGUGAUUUCCGACGCGCCAAGAUCGCGCGCACCCUAUCCCACGAUGGAUCUCUUUAGCGAUGACGAUGCACCGCCGCCGAGCCCGGUGCGUGAUGACGGUAUUGCCAUUAAGGAAGAAGAAGCCGAUCACGACCCGUUCUAUGGAAGCGCCUUUGAAGACAUCGACUGGGAAGCCCAGGAGAGACAAGAUGAAGAAAACAUCAACCAAAUGUUCAGUGGUGAAGGGUCUAGAAUGCCCGAAGGUGCUGACGUAUUUGCCGAGAAGGAAAUAGAUCAGACAUACAAGGCAGAUGAUGCCAUUGACUUUGAAGACAUUAGUGAUCUAGCCUCUGAGGACGAGGAUGUCGGUGCCGCCGGCGUGGACAUCUCCCAGGUCCCAGGUCUUACCGAAGAUGAAGGCACUAGUCAUGAUACCGAAUAUAUGGAUGAUCUGUUUGGGGAUAGACCGGGGGACAAUGACGAUUUCUCUUCCCCCCCUCCAGCGGGCGAUAUCACCAAAGAGAAGCCGGCCACCACGCCUACCCCAGGUGCAGCUGCAGCCGUCAUAGACGACGAUGUUACUGAAGAAGCUUGGAAGAACAUGUCAUUUGAAGAAAGGCAAAAACUAAACUUCCCUCUAUACAGCUCGUCUAUUGACAAAUGGAUGAAUCAAAUGAACAACGAAGACGCUUCAACCAAGAAGACCCCGGAAGAUAUGCAGGAGCUCGUGAACCAAAGGUUCCCAGGCUUUCAAAAGUACGAAAGACUUUUCUUCAACCACCUGUUCCCGGAAUGGCCCGCCGAAUACAUUUAUAAGCAACCUCUCAAUAAGGAUAGAGAUCCACCCGAGUUUGUUCCAACCAAACUCGAACUCGAACUCGAAGCGGAUUCUGCCAAGUUGUUCAGGAUCCCAGAAAAUGUCCUAGCUGCCCAGAGAUUCAGCAAUGGUGAUGAAGAAGAUUGGGGCGAUGAGACGGAUAGCUGUUCAGCAUCCUCGGAAUCAGAAGAGUCGACUAUUGGAGGCUUCAAUCUCGACGAGAUCACUACCAUCUGCUACGACUGGGAUGCGGCCCUAACGCCACCCGAGAGCGAGAACGAGGAAGCGAACGAGGAUGCAAACGCGAAGGUAAAUGGCGUUGUCGCCAAUGCAGACGAAGAGGCCGCCAAUGUAGACGAAGAAAUGGACGAAUGGGACAAGGAGUUCUUAGUACCGCAAGCCCAGGCCAAACCUCCACCACGGAAUUUCAAGCCCGGACUUCCGAUGCUCCAGUCACUUGAUACCCGUGGCGUUGACAACUUCGAGCGUGAAAUUCGGCGAACUAGCAAACGCAUCAGACUUGACUACGAUGAUCCAUACCUUUUGCUUAUUAGAGACAAUGAUUGGGAGCGGCCGGCCAAGCGUCCCAAGAUCGAAGAGAGAACUAAACGGAUGGCCAAUGGCCAGCUAGGAAAGGAUGUAUUGCAGCACUACAAUCUCUCCAAUGAUACCGAGUACGAAGGGCUCAAAGUAAACAGCAAGAGCAAAGUCCGGGCUACACUAUCCAACCUUUCCGUUGAGCAUAGUUUGCCAGCUCUCAAGUUGACUUUCCCCUUCUACCGAGUCAAGGCUAGCGGCAAGCCUUGGGAACAUAACCGCAAGAAAUUCGAGAUCGAGAAGGUUGUGAAGCACGCCAUUGGUGUGCGUAAGCCCUCGAAGGUCAGACGUAAAGACACGAAGGGGAAAACCAACCAAGAAAUCUUCAGAACGACCAAGGAUCUCAGCUUGAAUGAUAAUUCAACCACAGUCCUCUUCGAAUACUGCGAGGAAUUCCCAGUUAUGAUGUCAAAAUUCGGCAUGGGUAGUCGCGUGAUUAACUAUUAUCGUCGCAAGGAUCGAAAUGACGAGGAUAAGAUCCCGAAACUCGACCUCGGCGAAGGUCAUCCGCUACUACCCGAGGACAGGUCUCCGUUUUCAAUAUUCGGAACCGUUGAUCCUGGCGAGACUGUUCCUACGCUACACAACGAGAUGUACCGAGCCCCGAUUUUCAAGCAUGAGUCUCGCCCGAAUGACUUCAUUCUUGGCUACUCUACAAAUGCUACGGAGGGGCCCAAGUUCUACCUUCGGAACAUCGAUCACGUAUAUACAGUUGGCCAGACCUUCCCUUCCUUGGAAGUUCCAGGUCCUCACGCCAGGAAGGUCACGAAUACGGUCAAAAACCGACUCAAAAUGGUCGCGUAUCGUAUAAUGAAGAAGAAAGAAACGCAAGAUGUCAGUCUAGCCGAGAUCACGCCUCAUGUAUUUGAGAAAGCCGAUCCCCAAAACCGACAGAAGAUGAAGGAAUUUCUUCAAUAUGACAGGGAACGAAAAACAUGGGUACUGCCUGAAGAUCAGACGUUGAUGGAUGCGACGGCCAUUCGAUCUAUGAUAAAACCAGAAGACGCUUGCUUGCUCGAAGCUAUGCAAGUCGGUCAGCAACUCUUAGCAAAUGCCGGCUACGAUCCUAAGGAUAACAAGGAGGAGGGCGAUGAAGGAGUGGAAGAACCAUUGGUCGCUAAGAUGGCCCCAUGGGAACUUACCAAGAACUUCAUCGACGCUAGCGCGGGCAAGGCUAUGGUGGCUCUCCAUGGCGAAGGCGAUCCCACUGGUCACGGACUAGGGUUCAGUUUCAUCAAGACGUCUAUGAAGGGCGGGUACAUUAACGCUGUCCAAGGCCCUCUGGCGACGUCAGCAGAUGCAAUUGAGCGUGAACGUAAGGCAAACGGCGGUCAUUCGUACAAUGUCAAGAAGCAACAAGAUAUGUACAAUGCGGCCAUUCGUCAGAUCUGGGAACGACAGAAGACCACGCUUAGCGAUCCUACUACACAUGAUGACGCGGAUGUCCUAGACACUGCUAAUGAAGAUGACCGGUUUGAAAUGAGACAGGCCGAAGCAACGCCCAUACCCUUAGACGACGGGCGUAGUCAGUUCAGUCGCACAAGUGCGGCGAGUCGUGCGGGCAAGAGAUUGAAAAUUACACGCAAGAAGCGGGACGAAAAUGGAGAGAUAAUCACAGAGACGAUCUACGUGAGCGAUCCAAUAGUUGCGCGGAACUACGUCCGACUGCGGAAAGAAGCUGCAGAGAAAAACAGAGAUGUGUACAGUUUGCAGCCGACAGCCGAUGCCACCGAUAAUCGCGAAAAACAGAGACUGUCAGUUUUAACAAGGAUCGCACCAGGGGUUGAGCUAACAGACUAUGAUAGUGUGGACAAGGAGCUUUCCCGCUUACUCAAGAAUCAAGAUCGACGCCAGGUUCGCGAGAAGGCAGGCAAGGGCAAGAAGAGGAAGGUCGAAGCCAACCGUGACGCAACUCCAGACCCGGCCUCCGUCGAUAAAGUAUCCACGGGUACGACUAGGAAGUGUGCCAAUUGUGGCCAAGUUGGACACAUCAAGACUAACAAGAGCAAAUGCCCUAUGUUGAAUGGAACGAUUGCAAGCAACGGCGCCGACGCCGAUCUUGGAGGAUUUGGCUCUUUUGGAGCACCGUCCGCUGGGCCGUCUUCGGCCAACGAGUAAACAUGGAAGAACAGUUUGUCUGUCAGUAUGUGAUGAUGACAGCUUUACACAACGGCAUGCCCUAUUACCCUAAAGAUAGGUUGAUCAUACGGGGUUUUGCGUUAUUUCCUAUAACAUCACCAGGGUGGUAAUUUUGCGAUGAUUGGCCGGUAGCAUGGUCGGUUUAGGAAGCAUUGGUAUGGCGUUUAGGACCAGGCAUAGGUUCAGCAGUGUAUGGUUAU